UAAAGAUCCAGCCGAUGGCUUCGCAGUGUUCCGUUUGAACAGAACUUCUCACAAAAGGAGCUACGAUGUUAGUGCUGGACUCCUUUCACAUCGGCAUUACCGAGCGAACGAUUUGGUCUUAAACCUUGGAAAUCUACUUUGAGAAGAACCAAUGCGUGGGAUCAGAACGGGCGACGGGAAAGAGAACACUCUGGUGGAUGACAUUGCUCGUGUUCUGUCAAGCUAUUCCGAACUGGUAGAAUGAAUCUACGGGUGUUGUUUGGAUUUGUGCUUUUAGCCCUUCAGUCAUCUGGUUUUCACAUGGCUAUUGCACAGAAUGCAGGUCAAUGUGGUUCCAUUUCUACAAAAAACUUGGUUGCCAGUGUCAAUUCCAGCUACAAUAUAACCUGCUACUUUUGUGAAUUUGGUGCUGCUGAUCAGGUUGAAUGGAAAUAUGCUGGCAAUCUCCUUCCCAGCAGCUACUACACCAAGAUCACCUCCAACAUUAGCAUGGUGUCACUGAAUAACCUUGGCCUAACCAGCCAGCAAGGAGAAAAUCUGACGUGUACAUUUAAAACAGAGUCUUACACCACUUCAGUCAAGACUGGAUAUCCCCCGGAGGCUCCUCGGGAUUUGGAAUGUGUAACCCAGAACUUUGGUAAACUCAAGUGUUCUUGGCGCACAGGAAGAGAUACAAAUAUAGAAACAAACUACACUGUCUGCUCUUGGUUAGGAGAUACCUGCACUGAAGUGGGAGCUAAAACCUUUAUCGAGCGUGACUUUGUUGCAUUUCAAGAUUUACAAUUGCAGAUAACUGCUACAAAUGAAUUAGGCAAACAGACGUCAGAAAAAUUUCGGAAGUUAGAAAAUGACAUUGUAUUUCAACCUUACACACCAGAACUCCUCAGGGUGUUUAAAGGUCUAACUGACUUCCAGUUAACUGUGGAAUGGAAUGAAGGUGGUACAAAAUAUGGUCUGGGUUUAAAACUGAUGUUCGAAAUCCAAAUCAUCCACACACACACAAUGCGAGAGGUCUGGAAGGGGAAUUACAGUAGUGCUCUGGACUUUUCCCGGGACAGGAUCUUGCAGUUCAAUUGGACAUCAGAUAUGCCUCUCCAGUGCACAGCACACUCUGUGAGGAUCCGUGCUAUUAGUGGCGAGAGUGAAAUCCUAUUUUCUGGUGUCAAAGCUUGGAGUGACUGGAGUCUAGUCUUAACACUUGAAGGGCUAGAUACAUUUAACCAAACCAAGGGUCAAGUCUAUCCCGUGGAUGGUACUGUUCUUAAAGCAGGAUCCAGCAUGACAUUUUGUUGUGUAGCUGGUCAAGGAAAAAAAAUUGAUGAAUUUUUGUUUAGUGACUUGAAUGCAUCAGUUAUUGAAUUAAGUGGCAGGAGCCAGGCUAUCAAGGUCCAGAAUGUCACCCCCUCGAUAGAAUCUGGAACAAACGUUCUUUGCAUUAUAAACAAGAAGGAGUACGAAGGAGCAGUCAUAUUUAUUGGCUAUCCCCCUGAUUUGCCAAGAAAUCUCAGCUGUGAAACACGUGACUUAAAAACACUAAACUGUACUUGGGAACCAGGGAGGUCAACUUCAUUAGUCUCUAAGCGUCGGACUAUAUAUACUCUCAUCGACAGGUCAUCAGAGAUCACCUUACCAUGUGAAGAAGCUUCAAAGAUCUACCCGCGUUACUGGUGCGGUUUUCCCAUUUCAAAUGGCAGUGGUGUUUAUAAUCUUUCAGUACAUGGUAAAAAUCCAUUGGGGGAAGCUCAGUCCCAUAUAACAGUGGACGUGACCAGUGUGUUUCACCCUUAUGCCCCUCACCAACUGAGUGAAGAAGCCAAAAUAUUAAGAAGUAUCAAUGUGUCCUGGUCAGAUCCAGUAGAUUAUACAGGGAUCUCACUGCUCUGUGAGAUGGACAUAAGAGAUCAUUUGGGGAGCAAGAUGUCAUAUAAUUACUCUGUGCCUGGAGGACCAGUGGAUGCAAGACACAUCGUAACAUUGGACAAUUUAAGACCUAAUACGCAAUAUUCCAUUCAGGCUCGCUAUUCUGCUCAGCACUUUUGGAAGUGGAGUAAAUGGAGCAAUUUGCUAAAUUUUCUAACUGAACAAGCUGCUCCAUCAACUAGCCUGAAUGUCUGGAGAAAGAUUAUGCCAAACAGGACGGUGAUGAUUUACUGGAAGCCACUUUCAGAUGCUGAGGCAAAUGGUCAAGUUUUAUCCUAUAGUAUAACUUGGAUGAAGAUAGGAAGCAAUUCGUCAACCACAAUUGAGAGGUCAACUUCAGGUGUAGCAAUAGAUCUCGAUCAAGCUGCCUAUAUAAUUACAGUAUUGGCACAAAAUAGUGCUGGGACAUCACCGCCUUCUGUGGUUAAGAUACCUGCACACACUAAUGAUGAACAUUUGGGUGACUUCAAAGCCAUUGGUGUUGGGGACGGAUUUCAUGUGACUUGGCUGAGGCACCAAGUUGAGAGCUGUGGCUACACUGUCGAGUGGUGUGAAGUCUUAAGUAACUCUGCGUGUAACAUAAGUUGGCACAAAUUUCCUUCAAACGUAACAGGUGCCAUAAUAAAAUCAGAUUACUUUCAAGUUGGAGUACGGUACAUGCUUGAGGUUCACGAGUGUAGGGAUGAUGGAGAUUACUUACUGAAAAGGCUGGUUGGGUAUACACGUGAACUGGCCCCAGCCGAAGCUCCAAAUCUGGAUAUUGAGGAAACCACGAGUGAUUCAGUCCUGAUUAAAUGGCUUGACAUCCCCGUGGACAAACAGCAAGGAUUCAUUCAGGGCUUCAAGGUUUAUUACAGUAAACUAUACAACAAUUCGGCUUUCAAGCCUGUGGGUGGUCAGAAGCUGAACACAGAUAAUCUACUGCCAAAGAUCAUAAAUGAUUCUAAUGCACGGAUAUUCAAGAUCGGGGGCCUUGAACCUGGGACAACAUACACUGUGGCACUGAGUGCCUACACCAGAGGAGGGGAUAGUCCCAGCAGAGACGUCACAGUGACUACACCAAACAGCCCCCUUGCUGUGAUUCUUGGGAUUACUUUGCCCCUUGUGGGAGUUAUAACACUGGGAGUCAUCCUCAGUAUCUUCUGUUACCGAAAACAAGAAUGGAUCAAAGAGACAUUUUAUCCUGAUAUUCCCGAUCCAAACAACAGCAAAGUUCUUCAGGAUGGAACCUUCCUUCAGGGAGUCAACUCAUGCAAAACUCUGGAACCAAAAGAUUGUACACCCAAUGAGGUGCAGGUUGUCGAAGAGAAGCAGAUUGGUUUUGACGUUGAGAAGGAGGUUGAAGUGGCUGAUGAGACUGAGGUAGUUCCUGAGGAUAUUUCUGAUACCGAGAACCAGAAUCAAGGUGUCUUAUCGUACAGUCCGCGUAGUGCACCUGUUGAGAAUUCAGGGAAGAUUAACCCAGCGUUUGAGGCAAUGGCCUCUCCAUCCAUCUAUCCCAGUGAUGUAACGUAUACAAGCAUACGAGGUCCUGGCUACCAGCAACAAGAGGCCAGGGACGACGAGGUGGAGGUGAUUGUCAAGUCAGGCUAUCAACCUCAGAUCCAUGGAGCCAUUGAUCUUGCACCAGUCAGGGAGCAGACGGAGAUACAGGAACUAAUGCCUCGUGUUAAUGGCUAUCAGCCACAGGCCCACCGCCAAUCCUGGAGCCAAGAUUCUGGAGAGUUUCCACCGCCUGAGACUGAUUCCAUUGGCAGCCCAACUUCCAUCAACUCCCAAGCAUUCCUGAUUCCAGAGAGGAUGCUGGGAGAGGAUCACAGUUUAAGACCUGGUGUGAAAACAUGGUCCCUGCCCUUUUUCCAGAAUUCCAGAAUGACUUUUGAUUCCAACGACAGCUGAUGAGAGACAUUGGGCGAGGAAAGGUUUGGAUACAAGGGGAAGUGCAUCCAAACCUUUAUCAUCAGUUUGUGUCUCAUGUUUGCUCGUUGUGAAUUCCCUGCACCUUGUCCUGGGAAGCUAACACUACAAUGACUGGGAACGUGGCAGCCUACUCGAUUUUAGAUUGGGAACGACAAGCAGCUUGUCUUGUCUUUAUUAUAUUAACUUCUUCUCAUAGUUCAGAGGCUGAAACUAAAUGAAAGGUCAAAUUGCAGAAAGCUACCAAUGAGGCGAGAGUUUGUAGUGACAGCUCUCUGAGCCACAGUUGGCAUAUUCCUGAGGAGAAUACAGUCUGACUGCUGUUACCUGUCACUGUAUAUGCUAGAACCAGCUCAAGGAGCUGAAUGGCCUAUCUCUUGCUCCUCUCUGGGAAGUAUCAUUUCAUGCUGCAGUUACACAGUUUAUUAGCUGAAGAUAAUUGAGGCACAACCACCACAAUGACAAUGCUAUUAUAUUUUAAUAAAAUAUGAUUGGACUUAAUUGGUUCUAACUGUGGAAUCCUACCGUGAGUGAUUGUUGGCUUCUAUCAUAAAAGAAUCUUGUCCAAGGCACUUGAUAAGCUCUGAUUUUGCCUCUUGCAGAGCAUUAACGAGAUCGGACAGAUCCUGUCUGGAACAAGGCCAAUUGAGGAAGUUGUCCUUCUGAAUUACAGACAUACAUGAGCUCUGAUCAUGGCAGUACGAGUCUCCGUCUUUACUCUGGCCACCCUGGUGGAUCUGCAUUGAUUACCCUGGCUUUGUUUCAAAUUGACUUGGUGGGUUGACAAAGUUGAAGUGAUGAUAAGAAUUGGGCUGACUACCUGUGGCUCGCUACCUCACAGCUUUUGAUUCCAGACAGCCAGAACCUUCGUCAGGUGACUGAAGCUCUCACCUAGCAGUGCCCUUUCAUUAGCAGCUGAAUGACUUGCCCUGAAGAAGAGUUGUGAUGGAUUGGAAACACAUGGCUUCUUCCUCCACAGAGGCUGUCACACCUGCUGAGUUUGUUUAGCACUUUGUUUUUAUUUUCAAUUUCCAAUAUCUACAGUAUUUUGCUUUUAUCCUUCCUUCCUAACUCCCAAAACAAACACAACAAAUCUGCUCCAUACCCUUCCCCAGGCAGCUGGACCUUGCUUUUUACAAAAACUCAAUCCACUGCACAGAAGUGGCUUAAAUAAAACCGUCCAACAAGCAGGGACAUAGAUUCGCACUCAACCAGGGAGGAGUGGAGCCCUGUCUCUGUAAGUAGUCUGUUUGCAAAAGUUUGCACCAUGGUCUGUAUUAACUGAGUGCUCACAGCCUUAAACACUACAUCUGCUUGACUGCGUUUGGCCAUCAGAAGAUGUGAUUACUUUAAUUCUACCUGGUAAUGUGCUUUAUCAAAACCUAUUGCUUCAUAUGCAAUGAAUUGCUUUGAAGUGUUGACAGUGAAUGUGGUUAAAUGUAGCAUGAGCAUUGUUUGUGUGGUUCUGUUUAAAUAUGACACACCACAAGCACAGGCCACAGGCUGAAUUGUUUGAUCUCUGUUUACAGUCUGAGAUCUUGAAUCUCCAAAGCAUGUUGCAUGCCAGUGGUCAUUUGGCUUUUCUGUCUCUAAGAAACCAGCCUCCGCUUUUAUUCUAGUGCUUUUGGUGAGGGUGGAAAGGAGCAAAGCAGUUGAUAAAACUUCAGUUGUUUGUAUGACAUCAGUGAACGAAGGUGUGUGUCAACGUCUUGGUUUGGAAGUUGUGACGCUCUAGUAACAUUGUGCAUGAAGUCACUUGGAAUAAAAGACCAAGAAAUCAUUCUGCAUUCCACUGUUAAAAGGCAGUGGUUAUAGACUUGUUUCUCCUAUGAUCAAAACACAAUACUCUGCUCUGCUAUUCUAGUGAGAUUGGAGCUUUACUGUAAGAAAAGUAUUUGAUUGUCAGCUUUUUUAUUCAACUAGCCUUUUUUUUGGCAUCCACCCACACUCGAAUUCUGAAAUGAAGAACAAGCUGCAAUAUAUUUACCUUUCUCUUCACCCACACGGAGGGGGAAAUUGCAUUUCUGCAUAUCUUUUCAAAAAAGCCUGCAACUUGAUUCAGCAACAUGAACAUUGCCCCUUCAUUUAUCGGUGUGCUGGAUUUGAAGAGAGUUAAAUACCCACUGCUUCAGCGUAAAGAUUGAGUCGAUCACAGUUUCCAUUGCAAGCACUGAGAAUGACAACUGGGCAGUGAUGCAGAAUCAUUAUUUCUGCUGUUUCAUAUCUGCUUGUUGGGAGUUCUGAUGCAAUAAUGUUUCAUCGACAGAAAGUGAUACUGUGAAAGGAAACGUAUGCACCACACAUUAUUAAUCUCUGGCAGGAAACAUGCCAACAUUUCCAUCAUCUCACGUAUACACGCCCCCACACGCAUACAUACCUGCCUCGGUGCGCCAGAAGGCAUGCGCAAGCUUAUCUGUGCGUAUACAGAGGAACCUUGAUUAUCCAAAUGAGAUGGCGGACUCAUAGUUGAAUAUUCGGUUAAUUUAAUCAGUGCCUCGCUCAGACAGAGUUUUCUCAAGUUUCCUUUUUCCUCGCUCUGCCUGCUUUGCUCCCCCUCUCUGUCUCAGGGUUUGUUUCUGAGCAGAGGCACGUGUGUAAGGGACCUGCAGCAUUGCUGAACCCCCCCAAUCAGUUCAAUGGGAUUGACACGGCAAGCACUUGUUAAGUCCGCUUUACCGGACAAUGUUUGAGAGUUGAUCUGGGGAAGCGAGGUACCCCUGUGUAGAACUCCAGGGGAAGUGUGAGGAGAGCGAGGGUGGGCGUGUGGUUAGUCAUUUGGAGACAGUGCCUGGGCUCCCAUCGAUGUCCAGGACUGUUCUUGGCAGCAUUUCAGUAAGGCAAGUUCAUUUUUUAAUCAUUGUGAACAAAAGAUGCAAUCAGUGUUGGAAACACCACUUUGUAGUGUUUUUAUCAGGACCUUGAGAUCUCCUUUGGAUAAUCUGAUAUUUGGAUAAUUGAGGUUCCUUUGUAUUCAUCAUCCCAGAUAUACACAUCCAUCUCAGAAUGGAAGGAAUGACUGAGCCAUUUAAAAAUAUAAAUACUCUAAUUUGUAACUGUAGUUCUAGUGGCGUGCAUUGUCCUUGAAGUGUUGAAAUUCUCUUCAUGGAUCGGAAUAUUGUAUUUUGCUCUUAAUGUCUGAUGACCUGUUUGUUGCAUAGCAAUGCUUAUAUCACUGAUAAUUAUUAAUCAAAAUUUACUUUUUCUCUGAAAGUGUGGCCCAGCUGCAGUUGUAAUUGCCAUGGAAAUUUUAUAAAUCAGUGGAAUGUAAUCUCAGAAGCUAUGAAUAAAGUCCUGGACAGUGUAAGUUUUGGCAGAAUUUGAUUAGAUUCCCUACAAUGUAGAAACAGGCCCUUCGGCCCAACAAGUCCACACCGACCCUCCAAAGAACAUUCCUCUACGUUUACCCCUGCCUAAUCCACCGAACACUACAGGCAAUUUAGCAUGGCCAAUUCACCUGACUUGCACAUCUUUGGACUGUUGGAGGAAACCGGAGCACCCGGAGGAAACCCAUGCAGACACUGGGAGAAUGUGCAAACUCCACACAGUCAGUUGCCCGAGGUGGGAAUUGAUUCCGGGUCCCUGGCGCUGUGAGGCAACAUUGCUAACCACUGAGCCACCGUGCCGCCCAUGAACAGGAUUGCUGCCUUAACUCUCCUUUUGGAUUCCUUAUCGAACACCCACACAGAUCUACCAUACAACACAAAUCCAGCCUUUCUGCAGUUCCAUAUAGUCAGGUUACAGUACUACCUCCAAGACUGUCCAGGACUUGUCCUGUUUUCUCUGCACUCACUCUCCCACUCGUCUCUCAUCUGUCCAGUUAUUGACAGAUUAAAAGAGAAUUUAGGUAAGAACAAGAAAUUCAGUCUUUUGUUUUUUCAGUUCUUGCAUAAGCUAUUCCAUACAAUCUAAAACUUUUUUUUUCUGAUCAUCUCCCUCUGCCCCCUUUUCUGACUGUUGGAAUAUGUAUGCUCUGCACUUUUACCAAUUGCGAUCUCCAAGACCACCAACACGGUUCCUGUUCUCCGUUUUGCAUUCAGAGAUUUAUUCAAGGGAACCUGCUUUCAAAAAGAAUACAAAGAGUGGAAAGAGGCUGGUGUAAAGUAUAAUCUCUGGCAUGGGCCCAUUAGGCCGGAUGUGUGUAAACUCUGGUCAUACCCACCAAAGGCAAAGCUGAAUUUAGGGACUCGUCUGCAACCAAUUAAGAAGUAACCCAAACCAAAGGUGUGGUCCACUGCUUUGGUUCAGUCUAUACAUGUUCUGAAACUUUGCUGUCAGUUUUGUUGUUGAUGAGUCACACGAUGGCAAUGAAUAUUGUGAUCCUGUGUAAUGCAUAAUUUGGCAACUGGCCUGAUUGUCUCAGAUGACAGUAACUAAUCCUGCAGCCAAUCACUUUUUUUUGUUUGAUUAAAGAGUUUUGAAGGUCAAAAAUGCUUCCAAAUGUCUUGCUCCAUUGUGUGGGAGAAUCCCAUAAAUUGAAUAAAAAUCUCUAUUUCUUUCUGCUUUAAACUCUGUGUUGAGUCCUGUCUAGUCUUUUAGUGAGAUAGAUGAGUAGAUAAAUAACAAUUGUUUUAUUGAAGAACAAUCAUAGCAACCUGUGUUGAAUUGCAAUGAUGCUAAAAAAGCGUCAUAAUUCAUUACAAAAUAUAGUGAUAAAAAGACUACACUAUUAUGAACAUUACAGUAUUACAAUAUAUUUCAAAAUAUAGGCCUCCUUACUGAUAUAGUUAUUAAAAGAUGUGCAAAAUGUGGAGUAAAUUUGGAAAUCCUGUUAAAUAAACAUGAUCAACAAUAUGCACAUAAUACUUGAGAUUUAGUUCAGUAUUUCCAGUAUGAAACAUGUGUUUGAAAGAGGCUGGUGAUGAUUAGACCAAUGAAGGAGGUGCCAUCGGGGAUAUAAAGGAAACGUCUGGGAAUGCUGUGAGCAUAUUCAAUGAUCUAACCUUACCAUUAUUGCAGUAGGAGUGUCAAUUCUAAACAGCCUUUCCCAUGAAAGUAAACAAGUCACUCCUAUUAGAUGAGAGCCUAAUGUUGAUGUACCACAUGAUCUAAGAUUGUAUAGAUUGUAUGUACAUAAUAAUGUGAAGGCUGUGAUCUCUUGUUUUUCCUGUUGUCAUUGUAUACUUUGAGUGUGUACCUGCAUUGAGAGACCUAUGGAAACGACCCUACCUCCAGACUGGAAGCUCUGUGUUUGUGUCCUAUGCUCGCACUUGUUGACCAUGGGAAGUACAUUUGUGGCCAAACCAAUUCAUUGUCAUCCUGCAUAUCCUUCCAGUACACCGGAGGGCAGGAGAGCAAAGUGGAAAAGUUUCAUGGUUAGUCAUUAUGCAGAAUACAGUGACAAACCACAGCAGCACUUUUCCCAAUAACAUGGAUCAAUCCCAUGGAAGUCGAUGGCCCUACUUUGGGAAUGAGGAUGACUUGAAAUUAUGCAGACACCGUCUGACCCUUGUAUGUGACACUGCGUUCCACCUUCCCUGGGUGUAUUCAGUGGUUGAACAAAAUUGCCAGAGUGCAAAAUUCCUUGUGAAGGUAGUGCUUUAGCCACCAUUGCAAAUCUUGGCCCCAGUAAGCGGAAUAACUUUCUCAGUACCCUGAUCCUGCAGCUAUUGCCUUGAUUCUAGAUCAUUUCUGCAAUUUUACAGCCGGAGGCUAUUUUUGACUUGUUGGUCCUGAUGCUAAAGUAGCACCAGGCUAUUUGACCAUGUGCACCAAUGGUACUCUGAAUCGCACUCCACUCUACUUGGGCUGAAAAUCAGGAAAUUUCUGCAUUUACUGAGGCAUGUUUCAUAAAAUGUCAAUAAUUAGAAUUUAUUAUCUAUUAAAAUUUCUGUUCAACAGUAUG
Molecule: messenger RNA, 9679 nt
Organism: Hemiscyllium ocellatum (epaulette shark)
Lineage: Eukaryota; Metazoa; Chordata; Chondrichthyes; Orectolobiformes; Hemiscylliidae
Gene: lifra
Product: LIF receptor subunit alpha a
Exons: 21
Coding region: 241-3819 (1192 amino acids)
Biological process (GO): cytokine-mediated signaling pathway
Cellular component (GO): external side of plasma membrane
Molecular function (GO): protein binding; cytokine receptor activity
Source: RefSeq, a predicted model, not a curated record